Dracunculus medinensis (Guinea worm) is the source of this 1074-nucleotide messenger RNA. The record is from the annotation of a GenBank genome assembly. NCBI's taxonomy places the organism in Eukaryota, Metazoa, Nematoda, Chromadorea, Rhabditida, Dracunculidae.
AUGGCUUCACUUAGUGUGAAUUUAGAAGUAUGGUUUCCACAUUACAUAUCAGAUCUCGAUAAAUGCAGCUUGUGCGUGAUAAAAUAUGAGCCAACGACCGAUCCACGUCACCCGGGUUAUGGUGACAAGGAUUAUAUCUCACGUCGAAUUUACCUGAACGAAAUCGCUAAAUCAUAUAGAUACGAUCAACCUUUACCUGAAAUUGAAUACACUGAAGAAGAACAUAAAACAUGGAAGAUUGUUUUCUCGAAGCUCAAAAGUCUAUAUGAGACCUAUGCAUGUGCUGAAUACCGCCAUAACCUAGCUGAUUUGGAGAAUACAGGGCUUUUCGUUCCUGAUCGAAUUCCUAAUCUUAGGGAAGUCAAUAAUUAUUUGCAAAAAAAAACUGGGUUCAUGCUUCGACCAUGUGCAGGCCUUCUAAGUGCACGAGAUUUCUUAGCAAGUUUGGCAUUUCGAGUAUUUCAGACAACUCUUUACCUAAGACAUCCGAAAUCGCCACACCAUAGUCCAGAACCUGAUUUAAUCCAUGAAUUUAUCGGUCAUUGUCCAAUGUUCGCUGAUCCAAUUAUGGCUCAAUUUUCGCAAGAAAUUGGUCUUCUUUCGCUAGGAGCUUCUGAUGAGCAAAUAGAACAAUUAGCUACAGUUUAUUGGUUUAUAAUAGAAUUCGGUUUGUGCUAUGAGAAUGGACAACUUAAAGCUAUUGGAGCUGGUUUAUUAUCAUCUUAUGGAGAAUUAAUGCAUGCAUGCUCGGACAAACCUAACCAUGUAAAAUUUGAACCUGAAGUAACAGCACUUCAAAAAUUUAAUGAUGCUGAUUAUCAACCAACUUAUUUUGUCGCAAACUCAAUUUUUGAUGCAAUAAAAAAAUUAAGGUUUAUAUCGCAAGUUUUCAGAGAUUAUGCGAGAACAAUGAAACGAUCUCAUACGAUCACAUAUGAUCCCAUAACAAAAUGCAUAAAUGUUAUAAAAAAUGUCGAGGAUAUUUUGAAAAGUAUAGAACGCCUUAAACAAGAACUAUCUAUCGUGAGUGACGCCAUUGAUCACGUAUCAAAAAAUAUUAAUACUUUUCCGUGA